Molecule: messenger RNA, 2100 nt
Organism: Hypoxylon trugodes
Lineage: Eukaryota; Fungi; Ascomycota; Sordariomycetes; Xylariales; Hypoxylaceae
Product: UFD1-domain-containing protein
Exons: 3
Coding region: 277-1443 (388 amino acids)
Cellular component (GO): VCP-NPL4-UFD1 AAA ATPase complex
Molecular function (GO): polyubiquitin modification-dependent protein binding
Source: RefSeq, a predicted model, not a curated record
GUACCGUUGCCUGCGGAUGUAUUUGGAGCUCUGAGGAAGGUUCAGCUGAUGGCAUGGUGCGUUACGGAAGCUUAUUAACAAAGAAAGAGCAAACGUCCCUCUAUUUACUUUAUUUCUAUUUAUCACUAGAACAUACUAUCUACAUGUACUAUCUUUUUUAAACAUUUACAUAUCCUUAGGUACCUACACUGGGCUAGUAACAAACUUCAAACACCUUUACCUUUACCUAUCCAUCUAAAGUAACCCCACCUAACCAUCCAGGUCGAUCGGUCAAUUAUGUACCGUGGAUUCAACCCGUUCGACGCUGACGAUCCGGCCGCUAUGUCGUACAUGGCCCGAUCCGGGAUGCGCGGCCCUGCCAUGCGCCGCUUCGACGAGUAUUUCCGUUGCUACCCGAUUAUCAUGGCCCCCGGGGCCGAACGACCGGAACUCAACUACGGUUCUAAGAUCUUUCUUCCCCCGUCUGCGCUUCAGAAGAUCUCUCAACUACACGUACAAUGGCCGCUUAUGAUGGAGUUGGUGAAUGGCGAGAAGGAGCGUCAGACUCAUGCUGGUGUGCUGGAGUUCGUGGCGGAAGAGGGCAGAGCGUACAUUCCACAAUGGAUGAUGCAAACGCUCCAGCUAGACGUCGGUGAUAUGAUCCAGAUCAAAUCGACAUCCCUCGAAUUGGCCAAGAUGGUCAAGCUACAACCCCAAUCUACGAAUUUCCUCGACAUUAGCGACCCCAAGGCCGUCCUAGAGAAAGCGUUCCGUAACUUCGCAACCCUUACAAAAGGCGACGUGUUCAACUUCGAGUACAACGACGAGGUAUACGAGGUGGCCGUCCUGGAGGUGAAGCCAGAAACCGAUAAGAUGGGUGUUUGUAUGAUUGAGACGGAUGUAUCAGUCGAGUUCGCACCUCCGGUCGGAUAUGUCGAGCCGCAGAAGGGCAGCGGUACUAGCACACCGAGAAGUACGAAGGGUGGCCUACCCGCCGGCGGGCUUAUGCAUCCCCAAGGCACAAUGGCCCAAUCCAUCAACUACGACGCUAUCGCCCCCAACGCUACUACGGCCGCGGUCGGAGCCAGAGCAGUUUCAUCUCAUUUCUUAAACGAGGGCCAUAAGCUCAACGCAAAGAAGGGCUCCAAGGCCCCAACCCCAAAACCGACGACUCCCGUUGCAGGCGCUUCCACAAACACCGCCACCGCCCCCCGAAGACGAACGAACGGCCCCAUGCCCCUUCGAUUACCCCCAAACAAACUGUUCUUUGGCUAUGAGAUCAAGCCAGUGAAGACGGAUGCAGAUAAGGAGGCGGAGAAAGAGAAUGCGAACAAGCCGCAAUUUGCGGGACAAGGUCAAACCCUUCGAGGUGCUGUUAAGCGGAAGGGCGAGGGCGAAGAUAAAGGAAAAGCACCCGAAAAGAAGCCUAGUGAGGGGCACCGACUUGAUGGACGAAAGGCGUGAUAAUAGAUAUGGAUAUAGGGAUAUGAACAGGCAAAGAAAGACAUGAUAUAAAUUGGGCGUUUGGGGAGUUGCUAGCUUAUAUUGCCAUAGUGCCAGCUAGCCUAAUGCGAUCAUGAUAUAUUUAUCGGAUAUCGCUGGAUCGCCUAGGUCGUACUGAUGCUCUAUCUAACGGAACAUCUAUCACGUAUAUAGAGCUCGAGGUCAGUCAUAGCCCUCGUCAAGCAGGUUAUUCUUCUAUCUUCAGCAGCUAGGUAGGAAUGAAAGCUCCGCUGCGCCUUAUUCGAUAGAUGGAGUCACCUCAAAGAGAUAGAGCUAUUAACCUAUGAGGCGAAUUUAAGCCCUCCUUUUCAUACUUCUAGGACACCCACUUCAUUAGUUGCGGUUAGACAUGGUUUUCCUUGUUGUUAGUCUAAGCUUAAGGUGCUAGGCUCUAUGUAUAAUACAAACCAGCUGUCGUUUAUAUCGCUGUCUGAUGGCAUAUGUGGAAAUCUCACUCCAAAUCCAUAUGACAAUUUGAUCGCGCCAGAUGGUGUCGAUGCCUUGGCUCGACGGGUACUGUUUGAAAUAACCCUUAGGUUAUAAAGCCGGCGUAGAAUUAAAGCGAACGAAGAAGAACGGUCUCAUGUUGUUCUACUAUGGGCAAGUAGGUAUUAUUCU